Erpetoichthys calabaricus (reedfish) is the source of this 1602-nucleotide messenger RNA. RefSeq names its product diphthamide biosynthesis 7 (gene dph7). The record is from RefSeq and is a predicted model, not a curated record. Lineage: Eukaryota; Metazoa; Chordata; Cladistia; Polypteriformes; Polypteridae. Gene Ontology annotation, molecular function: protein binding.
ACAAUAGUGCACGAGUCGAACUUUUGAUGAUGAAGUGAAGACUCCCGCCGCUGGAGCCGAGUUGGAGCUUCGGGUUUGGAAGUGCGAGAAAGAAAACAUUUAGAGGAAAAUUGGCAAAGAGCAGGAUAACGCAAGCAAAGUCCUUGAGAGAAGCAUGCCUGUUACUUCCCAUGGCUCUGUGCACUCGGACCCGAAACCUGCAAGUGGUGGACACUGAGUACAGUGCUGAUGCUGUGGAGUGGUGCCCCACUGCCGCUGGCAUUCAUUCCUGGCUUUGUGGCACUUACCAGCUCCAGAAGUCAAAUGGACCUGGAGUUUGCCCGGAGUCGCACACCCUGUGGGGCCGCUUGUAUUUAUACCACUUCAAGCAGGAGGACACAUUUGGAUCACCACUGACAGAAGUGCAGCGAAUAGAAACUCCUGCAAUCCUUGACAUUGAGAGGUGUCAUGCUGUUCUUGGAGAGAGUCCUUUGCUUGGAGUUGUAGAUGCCAGUGGGACCCUGACGUUGCAUCAGCUGACUGCUAGCAAGAAAUCCAGCAGUGCUCUACAGCCGCUUGUCAGCCUGCAACUCGGUCCCGAUAGGCUGGCACUGUCCAUGGACUGGUCCACCGCGAGGGAGACAAGCAGCUCUCCAGUGAGGAUUGUGUGCAGCGACUCGGAGGGAUGCGUCAGCGUUGUGUCGGUGGGAGGCCCUGCUGUGUCACUUGAACUGCUGUCACAAUGGAAGGCCCACGAGUUUGAAGCCUGGGUAGCAGCAUUUGACUACUGGCAUUCAGACCUCCUUUAUUCAGGUGGAGACGACUGCAGACUGAAAGGCUGGGACGUCCGGGUUGAUCCAUCCUCACCCGUAUUCUCAAGCAGGAGACACUCUAUGGGUGUUUGCAGCAUGCAGAGUAACCCUCACCGUGAGCACGUCCUUGCCACUGGGAGUUACGAUGAGCACAUUCUUCUUUGGGACACCCGCACUAUGAAGCAACCAGUGGCUGACACGUGUGUGAAAGGAGGCGUCUGGAGACUCAAGUGGCAUCCUUCCAGUGAGCACUUGCUCCUGGCAGCGUGUAUGCACAAUGGAUUUCAUAUCCUGGAUUGCAGAGACGCACUGGGUGGAAAGGCCCAAGAGGGCAGCGUCGUCACCAGCUACACCCUUCACAACUCCCUGGCAUACGGAGCUGACUGGUCCCGGCUGAGUCUGCUGGAGUUUUCCCCCCACGAGGGGUCUGGUGAAACACAAGCAGAAGCCCAGCUGCAGGGCAGUUAUGUACGCAUCCAGUACGAGUCUCCAACUGGCAGCUUCGAUACGGACCUGGAGGAUACCCUUGGGCGUUAUAUUCCUGACCCCGUGAGUGCAGCUAAGGAGUUGUCGGGGGGCUCCUUAAAUUGUGGCCUUGGAGAGAGAGACGUGGUGGCCACCUGCUCCUUCUAUGACCACGUGCUGCAUGUGUGGCAGUGGGACUGCACUUGUGCAACGUCUCUUGGUGACGCCACAAAGCCCUCUGCUGACCUUUGAGGGGCUGUGACAGGGUGGGGAGUGUGGGGGGGUCACCCUUGUAAGGAAUCUGAGCAGUUUUUAGAUAGUGGGGGCGUAGGCAUUGAAUGGCAAU